UUUGUUGAAUUGUUUAUAUAGCUGUGUAUAUUCCGCCAGUUCUUCGACGACAGUAUUUAGGUCUUGAGUCUGAUCAGAACUUUACAUUUGAUGUAGAAAAAAAUCCGAGAUGGAGACCUCUGCAACUUUUGUCGUUCUUAUUUGUGCCUUGAUGUCUUCUCUGAUUGAGGCAAAUUCCAACUACGAUGGCACAUUUGAGUACUGUAACAAAACUGGCCCGACCUCCGAAACCUGCAAGCCCUGGAAUUCGUCAGCCAUCGUGGAGAUUGAAACGCAGGAUGUAUAUCAGAAGGGAAUUCCAAAUUUGAAACUGUAUUUCAAGGAGGAUAGUUCCCAGGAAUUCAGGAAGUUGAAUUUAACAGAAGGGGCAUACAGCCGCUUCAACAUUUCAACGUCUCUCGUAUUUGAUGGUGUCAACAUUGACGGAGCAUCGGGCCCUUUUAUCAAUCAGGAUAAAAUCACGGCCAUAUGCCUCAAGAACAACAGUCUUCAAGAAUUUCCUCGAGAUUUCUUCAGAGGUAUUUCGAAUCUGACAUACGUUGAGGUAUCCGGCCAAAAUUUUUCGACAUUAUCCAAACAUCUGUUGUCUGAGAUUUCGAAUGAUAUAGUGGCUCUGCGCUUGAUGAAAAAUUCUGUGACGAAUAUUGAAUCCGAAGCUUUUUCAAACUUCCCUAAACUGAAAUAUCUGCUAUUGUCGAAUAAUAGGUUGACGGAGCUACAACCUAAUAUGUUCAGUGGUCUCGACAGUUUGGAGGUUCUUGAAUUGGAUGGAAAUAAAAUAACCACCGUACAACCUGGAACUUUUGGAAGCCUAUUGCAACUGCGUUGGAUGAGUUUGAAAGACAAUCUAUUUGAAUCUCUACCCGAUGACAUUUUCACAGGUCUUAGUUUACAAUUACUGGAAUUUUCCGGAAAUUGGACCGAGGAUAGCUGUCAGUCUCUUUUCGAGAAUCUCGAUCAUCUGGUCUUUGGAAUUUGCGGAGAUGUAAUCAUUAGUAAAGAAACAAGUGUCUUUCGGUCAUUCGGUGUAAAAAAAAAAUCCGAGAUGGAGACCUCUGCAACUUUUAUCGUUCUCAUUUGUGCUUUGAUGUCUUCUCUGAUUGAGGCAAAUUCCAACUACGAUGGCACAUUUGAGUACUGUAACAAAACUGGCCCGACCUCCGAAAUCUGCAAGCCCUGGAAUUCGUCAGCCAUCGUGGAGAUUGAAACGGAAGAUUUAUAUGAGGAGGGAAUUCCAACUUUGAACCUGUAUUUCAAGGAGGAUAGUUCCCAGGAAUUCAGGAAGUUGAAUUUAACAGAAGGGGCAUACAGCCGGUUCAAUCUUUCAACGUCUCUCGUAUUUGAUGGUGUCAACAUUGACGGAGCAUCGGGCCCUUUUAUCAAUCAGGAUAAAAUCACGGCCAUAAGCCUCAUAAACAACGGUCUUCAAGAAUUUCCUCGAGAUUUCUUCAGAGGCAUUUCGAAUCUGAUAUACGUUCAUGUAUUCGGCCAAAAUUGUCCGACAUUAUCCAAACAUCUGUUGUCUGAGAUUUCGAAUAACAUAGUGACUCUGCGCUUGGUGCAGAAUUCUGUGACGAAUAUCGAAGCCGAAGCUUUUUCAAACUUCCGUAAGCUGAAAUAUCUGGUAUUGUCGAAUAAUAGGUUGACGGAGUUACAACCUGAUAUGUUCAGUGGUCUCGACAGUUUGGAGGUUCUUGAAUUGGAUGGAAAUAAAAUAAUCACCGUACAACCUGGAACUUUUGCAAGCCUAUUGAAACUGCGUUGGUUGUUUUUGAGAGACAAUCUAUUUGAAUCUCUACCCGAUGACAUUUUCACAGGUCUUCGUUUACAAUUACUGAACUUUUCCGGAAAUUGGACCGAGGAUAGGUGUCAGUCUCUUCUCGAGCAUCUCGAUCAUCUGCGCACUGGAACUUGCGGAGAUAUAAUCAUUACAAAAUACACAAGUAUAAUGAGAUUCUAAAUAUUGAAGCUUGUUAAAGAAAUGGUAAAUUCAAACUAGAUAUGAUCAUGAUAGCGCUACAUCAUGUAUAUUCGUAUAAAAAUAAUUGACAUUGGCAAUAAACAGUU
Molecule: messenger RNA, 2067 nt
Organism: Fopius arisanus
Lineage: Eukaryota; Metazoa; Arthropoda; Insecta; Hymenoptera; Braconidae
Product: leucine-rich repeat-containing protein 15
Exons: 2
Coding region: 110-1960 (616 amino acids)
Molecular function (GO): protein binding
Source: RefSeq, a predicted model, not a curated record